This is a messenger RNA of Boleophthalmus pectinirostris (great blue-spotted mudskipper), 2929 nucleotides long. Its product is annotated as FERM domain-containing protein 5. Gene Ontology annotation, cellular component: cytoskeleton. NCBI's taxonomy places the organism in Eukaryota, Metazoa, Chordata, Actinopteri, Gobiiformes, Gobiidae. The record is from RefSeq and is a predicted model, not a curated record. The transcript is spliced from 14 exons. The coding region runs from base 204 to 1916 and encodes 570 amino acids.
CUUGGAUCUGGAUGAGGGCAACACACGGAUUGUAUUAAAGAUAGUCUCUUCUCUGGAUACAAUGUUACUGGUAAUCGUAGCUGAACCGCCUGCCAAAAGUCUUUUAUGGGAGCCGAGAAUGAAGUCUAUCGGACAUCCACAGUUGUGCCGCUGUUGAGUUCAUUGUUGUGGUCCAUGGUCCUAGACGCAGCGCCCCGGGGAAGAUGUUGAGCCGAUUUAAAAGCGGCAGCAUCAAGAAUCUGGAGCGGGAAUACAGCUGCACCGUGAGACUGUUGGACGACACCGAAUACACAUGCACCAUCCAGCGUGAUGCUAAGGGACAGUACUUGUUUGACUUGAUUUGCCUCCACCUCAACCUGUUGGAGAAAGACUACUUUGGCAUCAGAUACGUGGACCCAGACAAACAGCGGCACUGGUUGGAAUUCCCAAAAUCUAUUGCAAAGCAGAUGAAAUCUCAGCCUCCAUUCACCAUGUGUCUCAGAGUCAAGUUCUACCCCCCGGAGCCCGCUGCUCUCAAAGAGGAGAUCAGCCGAUACCUCGUCUUCCUCCAAAUCAAGAGAGACCUGUACCACGGCCGGCUGCUGUGUAAAAGCUCAGAGGCAGCCUCAUUAGCGGCCCACAUCCUUCAGGCGGAAAUAGGGGAUUAUGACCCCGGAAAACAUCCUGAUGGCUACAGCUCCAAAUUCCAGUUCUUCCCCAAACACUCGGAGAGACUGGAGCGGCGCAUUGCAGAGAUCCACAAAACUGAACUCUGUGGGCAGACGCCUGAAACGUCAGAGAGAAACUUUCUGAUGAAAGCCCAGAUGUUGGAGACCUACGGUGUGGAUCCACAUCCCUGUCUGGACCUGUACGGAAAUCCAGCCUUCCUCGCCUUCACUCCUUUUGGCUUUGUGGUUCUUCAGGGAAAUAAGAGAGUUCACUUUCUCAAGUGGAGCGAAGUGACCAAGCUGAAGUUUGAAGGGAAGACGUUCCAUUUGUAUGCUCAUCAGAAUGAGGACAGAAAGAGCAUAUUGACAUACUUCGCCCCCACUCCAGAGGCCUGUAAACAUCUGUGGAAAUGUGGAGUGGAGCACCAGGCCUUUUACAAGCUGGAGAGGUCCAGUCAGGUCCGAACUGUGUCCAGUAGUAAUCUGUUUUUCAAAGGAAGCCGCUUUCGAUACAGUGGACGAGUGGCUAAAGAGGUGAUGGAGCAGAGUGCCAAAAUAAAGCGUGAUCCUCCAGAAAUACACAGACCUGGCCUAGUGCCAAGUAGAAGUUGCCCUUCCAUCACACAUGGGCCUCGCCUCAGCAGUGUGCCUCGAACAAGAAGGAGGGCUGUACACAUAUCCAUCAUGGAGGGUCUGGAGUCAUUGCGGGACAGUGCCCACUCCACUCCGGUGCGUUCAGUGUCCCACGGAGACUCGUUUAUCCCGCGCUCUCGAAGCCACGCCUCUGACGGCAGUGAUGGUUUGGCUGUUAUUUCAGACCAGUCCUACAGCCCUUCAGAGAGUGUCCCACCCACCCCUGUGUCUGAACACAGCAUGGACCCUUCUGUCUCCCGCCACAUUAAUGGAGCCCCCUGCAGCAUUGAGGAGGAGCGGGAGUCUGAGGCUGGGACCCCGACCUCUGGGGAGGGUCCUGUGCUGGGAGAGGAGGCAGGAGCUGAAGAGGAGAAGCCUGUUCUCAGUGAAGUGGAACAGGCCAAUAAGUUUGUACUCAGUGUGUUGCGCCUCCUGGUGGUCACCAUCAGCCUGUUGCUCGUCUUGCUGCUGCUCCUCAUCGUCCUCACAGAGUCAGACCUGGACAUUGGUUUCCUGCGGGACAUUCGCCAAACACCUGAAUUCCAGCAGUUCCAUCACGAGUACUUUUGUCCCCUGCGGCGCUGGGCAGCCUGUAAGCUGCGCUGGGCGGGCUCUCUGCUCAUUAAGGACGUGUGAAACUGUUUGAUCGAGACAUUGGACUCUAAUUAAAACUUGUCAAGGCCUGGACCCUCCAAUGAAACUGGAGGAUGUGGCCUCCUCUUUUAGCCCUACUGGUUAUUUAUGGAGUUAUCUCAUCUCAUUUCAGGUAUUUUUUUUUUACUCAAAUAUCUGGAUUUACAGUUUCUUUGAAGAAACUUUUUUUUGCAUCUUUAGAUGUUAUUUAUUUUUUAUUGUAAUAUUUAAAAUUGUGUAUAUUUGUUUGGGAGUAAUAUAAUUGUCUGAAUGUGAAAGAGUAAGUUGAUUAAUGGAUGCGUUGAGUUGCAGUAAGUCAGUGAGUGUUAGAAACGUUUGGGCCAUAAAUCAAUAAGAAUAUCUUUUAUCACAGGCUUUUAUGUGUAAACAGAUCUGUUAUCUGAUUUUGUACCCAUCUGUGAUGCACUGUAAUCUCUCUAAAUGAUGUUAGCCUCAGAGCCCAUCUGUUACUGCUGUUACUGUUACAGUGGUGUACAACUGUGACGUAGGACUCAGCUGAGUAGAUAUCAGCAUGAAGAGGAAAUGGGACGAAGUGAGAAGUGGAGAUGGACAGGGUUGAUGAUUUUGGAGACAUGGCUGUUGUUUUUAAUGUGGGUUGCUUAGUAGUGCAAUGUUAUUUUGAUAAUAUUUGAAAUAGUUGGCCUUAUGAGUGGCAGUAGUGCCAGACGCAGCUUGAAGGAUUCACAGCACAACUAAACAUUUAGAUGUGUGUCCUACUUAGUGGGUAAAAAGAUGUUUACUCUAUUUGAAUGUCUGUUUUUAGAAGCUAAUUCUGGUAAUUUAGUAGAUGGGUGGUCAUUAGGUGAGAUGUCAUAGCCUCAGGGGACAGUUCUAAUAAUGAGGAUCUUGUUAUGUGCACAUUUUACUCAAGAAAUGUCAAUUAUCUUUAUGACGUGAUUAAUGGGCAAUAACUUUUUUUUAAAUGAUGCUCACUUUUCAGUGAGACACAAAUAUUUUUUUUAAUCCAGAUUUGUAAAACAAUAUUUUCACACAGA